Messenger RNA from Meloidogyne enterolobii, 924 nucleotides. The record is from the annotation of a GenBank genome assembly. Lineage: Eukaryota; Metazoa; Nematoda; Chromadorea; Rhabditida; Meloidogynidae.
AUGAAGUUAAAAAUAUUUUUUAUUUUAUUUCUUUGUUUGAUUUCUGAAGGGAUUGAAGGAGCGAAUUUGCCUCAAAGUGUUGCUCCAAUUCAACCAACUUCUUCAAAUGUUGGGGAAUUAGCUCCGGCAUCGUAUGAAAAUGCUAAUGGAGUAAAAUACCCGAAUGUUCCUUUCUAUGGAAAUCCAAAAAUCACGCACAAAGGGAAAGUCGAUGGUUUAGGAAAAGUGGAUACUUCAAAUAGAUUUUCUGUUUUGCAAGGACUGACAGAAGAAAACCAAGAUAAAAUGUUUGGUAAAUCUGAGAUUAAGCCAAAAAUUGAAGAGGAAUGUGAAGAAGAUUGUGAGGAAGAGUGUGUGGAGGAAGUUGUGAUUGAUACUUCUCAGCUUAAUACAAAACAAGCAAGUUCUGCUAUCAAAAAACCCAACAGGAAAUUAUUACAAUAUGAAAGAGAGAGACCUUCUUAUAAAGAAGAUAGGCCAAAUUUUAGUGAUAGGACUAAUACUUGUUGUUGCUGCUGUCCUAACUGGGUUAAAGUUAUUGUUAUUGGUGCACUUACUCUUCCAGGAUUACUCUUCAAUUAUUCCGGAAACGUAAUGGACUGCAAAAUAUCCCCCGACUUUGGAAUUAAUCGAAAUUUGCCAUCAUGCGUCAAAAUAGAUGACUCCAUCAGUUGUAAUUCUAAUUAUUUUUUGUGGGUUCAUUCAAAGGAUUUUCACAAACAUUUUGAUAAAAAUGAAACUUUUGGAUUAUAUUGCCCUAUCGGAAAAAAUAAUUCAAUGGACAAGGUUGCUGAGGCUGUCGUUACUCGUGUUAAGGAUAAAGUAAAAGGAAAUGGACUCUUACUUUUGUUCAGAAAAAUUUCACCAAAAAUGGAACGAAAGCUUGAAAUGAUGAGAAUAUUAACGACAAAUGUCCAGCUUUGA